CGAGCUGAUUAACCCGCUCGGCAGAACCCCUCCACCCACCCCCACCCCCAACCCCACCGCCGUCAAACGACGCGGCCGUCCGGCACCAUCCCCCCCCCCCGCCGCACGGUGCGAUGACGUGCCAUUCACGGUUAACCACGUCGCAAACAGGUUAAGCUCUGCGAAAUUCCCGGAAAGCUCGGCUGAGCUCGCCCGUCCCGGUCGCCGGGCUGUUGGGCUGUUUCGACGCGGUGUGAUUUUUGGUGGGGGAAGAGUGCGUUGGGCCGAGGGCGACAUGGCAGAGUGCGGUCGCGCCCCCCGGCAUGGGAAUCCCAGCGCCGCGGCGAGCCCGGCGGAGAGCCCGGCGUCCGGCAAGAAAAAGGCGCAGCAGUCCCCGGCUCCCCGCUCCCGGUACCCGGUCACAGCACCCGGCCACUGCUUCAGAAAGGUCACCCUGACCAAACCCACCUACUGCCACAACUGCAGCGAUUUCAUCUGGGGUCUCAUCGGCUUCUUGUGCGAAGUGUGUAACUUCAUGUGUCAUGAGAAGUGUCUGAAGACUCUGAGGACCGUCUGCUCCUGCAUGGCUCCAACACAAGUGCGGGUCCCAGUGGCCCACUGUUUUGGCCCGGCGGGUCAGAAGAAAAGGUUCUGCUGUGUGUGCAGGAAACACACGGAGGGAAACGCUCUUCGCUGCGAAGUGUGUGAACUGCAUGUCCAUACUGACUGUGCAGUGUUCAGCUGUGGGGACUGUCGGAACUGCCACCUGGAUGGAACCACGGACCUGGAUACAUUCCAUCACCACUGGCGGGAGGGGAACCUGUCGUCGGGGGCUCGGUGCGAAGUGUGUCGGCGCACAUGCGGCUCCUCUGACGUCCUGGCGGGGAUGAGGUGCGAGUGGUGUGGCGUCACGACCCAUGCCGCCUGUCUGGCCAGCGGGCCUCAGGAAUGCUCUCUGGGACGUCUGCGAGAUAAGCUCCUCCCCCCGGCCUGCGUUCGCCUCUGUUCCAGGAACUUUAGCAAGAUGCACUGUUACCGCAUUGCUGAAAACAGCCAGCAUGAGAUAGAUAACUUGGAUGAGGUUGAUCCAUCCUCCCAUCCUCCGUGCAAAGAAGGCCAGCCAGCCUCCACCCCAGAGUCAGGGAAGCAGCUUCUCAAAGUGUUUGAUGGGGAUGAUGCAGUGAAGCGCGGCCACGUCCGACUGGUAUCCAUUCCCCGGAUAACCAGGAAUGAGGAAGUGGUGGAGGCAGCCCUUCAAGCCUUCUACCUUCCAGAAGAGCCCCAGGGCUACGAGCUCCAGGAGAUGGGCAACCAGCAGUGCCUCCACUGCGACGACAUCCUCAACCGCAACGGAGCUCCGGAUAACAAGAGCGUCUUCAAGGACUUCACCCCCGAAGCCUGGGUUCUGAGGGCCAAACCCAAAGACUCGGAGGUCCUCAAGGUCUAUGCUGGCUGGCCGAAGAAAGGCGUGGCCUACGUCACUAUCUCCAUCUUCAAAAACAGCACCGUGGCUUCAGUCCUCAAAGAGGUCCUCGUUCAGCUGGGCAGACAGGAUGAGGAUCCCUCCAACUUCUCCCUGGUGGAGGUCCACAUGGGCAGCAAGCAAGUCCAGAGGGAGAUGCUGACAUCCGAGGAGCUUCUGCUGGAGAAACUCCAGGAGAUCAGGAAGAUUUCCUUGCGGCAGAUGAACCAGACCAGGUUUUAUUCAAUUGAGAACAGGAACCGUGUGAUCCAAGUCAGUCUGCUGAUUGGGGGACUGCCCCUCCUCCUGACGAAGGAAGAGUAUACUCAGCUGGUCCAGGAACACCUGACCAUUAAAAGUCACCUGGUUACCAUCACACACAUAUACGGCAGCCAAGGUGCCGUGGCGCUGCAGAUCUCGUGUUUCUCUGAAGCGGAGAGGAUCUACAUGUUGGCCAAAGACACAACCGUUAGCAGCAAGCCUCUCACCUCCCUGGUCAUUCCAGAUAUCAUGCACAACAAGAUAGAGCGACACGUUGUCCCCCUGCUGGUGUUCAUCAACCCCAAGAGCGGCGGGCUGAAGGGCAGAGAGCUGCUCUACAGCUUCCGGAAGCUUCUCAACCCCCACCAAGUGUUUGACAUAUCCAACGGCGGACCGCUGGCUGGGUUCCACAUGUUCCGGGAUAUUCCUUGCUUCCGGGUGUUGGUGUGUGGCGGUGAUGGGACAGUAGGGUGGGUGCUGAGCGUCCUGGAGGCCAUCAGGCACAAGCUGGCCUGUCCUGAACCUCCCAUCGCUAUCGUCCCGCUGGGAACAGGUAAUGAUCUGGCUCGUAUCCUGCGUUGGGGUUCUGGUUAUAGCGGUGAAGACCCCCACCACAUCCUGUCGUCCCUUAACGAGGCGGAGGAGGUCCAAAUGGACCGCUGGACCAUCCUGCUGGAUGCUCAGGAUGUCUCCGAGGCCGGCUCGGAAAACGGAAAGGACAGCGGCUUCCUGGAGCCGCCGAAGAUUGUUCAGAUGAACAACUACUUUGGGCUGGGCAUUGAUGCUGAGCUCAGCCUUGACUUUCACCAGGCAAGGGAAGAUGAGCCGGGUAAAUUCACCAGCAGGUUUCAUAACAAAGGGGUGUAUUUAAAGGUGGGUCUACAGAAGAUCAGUCACACCAGGAGCCUCCACAAAGAUCUUCGACUGCAGGUGGACAAACAGGACAUAGAGCUGCCUAACAUAGAGGGACUCAUAUUCCUCAACAUACCUAGCUGGGGCUCGGGGGCUGACCUGUGGGGGUCAGAGGGAGACUCGCGUUACGGGAAACCUCGAAUCGACGACGGGAUGCUGGAAGUGGUUGGAGUGACGGGAGUCGUUCACAUGGGUCAGGUGCAGAGUGGGAUGCGGUCUGGGAUCCGCAUUGCUCAAGGGAACUACAUCAGGAUUACAGUGACCAAAUCCAUCCCAGUCCAGGUGGAUGGGGAGCCCUGGAUCCAAGCCCCGGGCCACAUCAUCAUCUCUGCUGCCGGCCCCAAGGUUCGGAUGUUGAGGAAGUCGAAGCAAAAACAGAAGAAGCAGGCUGCAGUCAUGAGGGACGGCUGGUCUGAGAGCCCCUCUUCACGAGAUGGAGGAAACUGACGCCUGUGACCAAUAGAUUUCCUGGAUUAUCCUGAUCGCUGCUGUAGCUGGAGAGCCAUCUUGUCUCUCACAGAGAGAUGUGGCCCCGGGAGUCUGUGAUUUCACAUGUAGAGCCUCUCAGAUGGUUGUAGCUAGCACUGACAGGCUGUAGACUGAUGUAAAAGGUGGGUUAACUUAACAUUCUCCACCUGCUGGUAGUUAGUCCUGAAUGGCCUUGAGUUGAGCUGGUUUGGCUUGGUAGGGAUCAGUUUUUUUCCCUGCUGCCCUAGAAUUUACCAACUGGAAUAAUCAGAAAAAUAAUGGUUAACAUUUGGCACUUAAAACUUAGCUUCUAACAUGUAUUUACCUUGUAAAAACUGUGAUCAGAUUUGUACAUUGAUAGAACAGGGUUCCUACAGGUCUGGAAAUGUGGGCGUACUUGUCGAAAGUUGAGGUUUCAUGAUAUCCAAGUUUUGGAGUUGCACUGGGGAUGCGGAAACAUACGGAAAAGAAAUUGUUCCACUCUCUUUAUGGACAUGAUUAUACCUUUUAAAUCGCUGUGGACCACCUGUCAUUCGAUAUAUUGUGAUAUUCAAUGUCGUGAAGAAUACUUUUCAGCUAUACAGUAAUCGGACCUCAUUGGCUGUCCCAUGGUGAUAUUAGUUGCAGUGUAGAACAAUAUUCAGCUAUGACGUGUUGUGAUCAGGUUGAUGGUCAUAUUGUGACAUUUGGUGGUGAUACGGUCUAGCCAUGAGUCCUAUUGCUCAGCCACUUUCAACAGACACGAUCCCGAACGUCGGCCGAAAUCUUGAAAUCCAGUCAAGUCUGGGAUUGUGAGAUGAAGACUGCAUGAGGAGUCCUGUGAUGAAGCGAUGCUUAAGUAACCAGAUGGUUCAUGUUAUUAAUAUGACAAAAUAUUAUCACGUAGCAUAAUUUAGUAGAAGUCUCCCCGGUGCAGAAGGGACUU
Molecule: messenger RNA, 4007 nt
Organism: Lampris incognitus (smalleye Pacific opah)
Lineage: Eukaryota; Metazoa; Chordata; Actinopteri; Lampriformes; Lampridae
Product: diacylglycerol kinase theta
Exons: 23
Coding region: 275-3061 (928 amino acids)
Biological process (GO): lipid phosphorylation; diacylglycerol metabolic process; intracellular signal transduction
Molecular function (GO): ATP-dependent diacylglycerol kinase activity
Source: RefSeq, a predicted model, not a curated record